Molecule: messenger RNA, 1395 nt
Organism: Neoarthrinium moseri
Lineage: Eukaryota; Fungi; Ascomycota; Sordariomycetes; Amphisphaeriales; Apiosporaceae
Exons: 2
Coding region: 1-1395 (464 amino acids)
Biological process (GO): sphingolipid metabolic process
Molecular function (GO): glucosylceramidase activity
Source: RefSeq, a predicted model, not a curated record
AUGCGCUCACUAGUAGCGAUUCUGCCGCUGGCAGUGGCCGCGCGUAACAUUGGCCCACGACAGUCGAGCCAGAAGAUCACAGUUGACGUCACCCAGAGAUACCAGAUCAUUGAUGGUUUUGGCAUAUCUGAAGCGUUCCAGCGCGCCAACGGUAUUCUGAACUUGAAGGAACCCAAGCAAACCCAGGUCCUCGACCUGCUGUUCAACACUACGAAUGGGGCCGGGUUUACAAUCGUUCGGAAUGGCAUCGGCAGCAGUCCCAGCAACGCAAAUGACUGGAUGAUCACUUUCGCAGAAGACCCUGGCAGUCCCACCUCAGCGCCGAUAUACACUUGGGAUGGAAAGGACUCGGGCCAGUUGUGGUUCUCACAACAGGCGGCAAAGAGAUAUGGUGUCAAGACGUUCUAUGGCGAUGCCUGGUCUGCGCCGGGAUUCAUGAAAACCAACAAGGACGAUGCCAACGGCGGCACUGUAUGCGGUCUGCCCGGGGCCACGUGUAGCAGCGGCGACUGGCGCCAGGCGUACGCAGAUUAUUUGGUCCAGUAUGUCAAGUUCUAUGCUGAAGCAGGCGUCAAUGUCACACACCUUGGGUUUGUCAACGAGCCGGAUUUGAAGACGGCUUACGCGUCUAUGUUGGUCAACGGGACGCAAGCGGCCGACUUCAUCAAAGUCCUUCAUCCAACUCUGGCGAAGAGCAACAUGUCGCAUAUUGCCAUAACCUGCUGCGAAGCAACCGGCUGGUCAGUGCAAUCUCAGUACACCCAGCAGCUCAAGGCCGCUGGCGUCGAGUCCAUGGUGGGCGUGAUCACAGGACACACCUACACGUCUGGUAUAUCCGGAAGCCAGCCCACCCCACAGAAGGUCUGGGAAACAGAGUGUUCGGACCUCAGCGGGGGCUGGUCGACUGCGUGGUACAGUAACGGCGGGAGUGGCGACGGCUAUACCUGGGCGAACAACAUCCACACCGGCCUGACCACCGGCAACGUGUCGGCGUACCUGUGGUGGGUGGGCACGCAGGACCGGGCGACGAACAACAAUAACAACGAGAAGCUGAUCCUGGUGGACGGGCAGGACUACCAGGUCUCGAAACGCCUGUGGGCGUACGCUCAGUACAGCCGGACGGUGCGACCGGGUGCGGUGCGGGUUAAGGCAUCAGGGGGAAGCGGGCUGAAAACAACUGCGUUCGUCAACGUCAACGGGAAGCUGGCCGUUAAUGUUAUCAACACCGGGGCCAAUGCCGUUAGUAUCAGUCUCUCCGGGUCCAACGGCUCGGCUGUGCAGGCGUGGGUUACCGAUAACACCCACGAUAUGGAGGCGACUCCGGCGUCAAUUACGGAAGGAACUGUCACAGGAUCAGUGCCGGGGAGAGGGAUGGUCAGCUUUGUUAUAUUGUGA